This is a messenger RNA of Colletotrichum tamarilloi, 150 nucleotides long. RefSeq lists its product as uncharacterized. Lineage: Eukaryota; Fungi; Ascomycota; Sordariomycetes; Glomerellales; Glomerellaceae. The transcript has a single exon. The annotation marks the transcript as partial. The record is from RefSeq and is a predicted model, not a curated record.
AUACGCAGAGACAGCGGCCCCGGACCGCAGCAUACGGGCGACGGCGUGCUUGUGACGACCACGGCCGAGGUCGAUCGGCAGUCCUACGUGGCUCUCGACGUGCCGCCCUUCCCACCGCCUGCCUAUUCUGGACGUGGCAACAACACAUAA